GAAUGCGAAUCCCGACGGUCUCCUAGCAACGCGAGGAGGGGGUCAAGUGACACAACCAGCUGACUGCGGUAGAAGAAGACGCUGUGGGUGGGUCUGUGGCAACCACGACUGCCCGACCGGGAACCGAAGCCGAACAGUCAUCGUCAGAAUGUCGGGCAAAGACCGAAUUGAAAUCUUUCCCUCGCGAAUGGCGCAGACCAUCAUGAAGGCUCGAUUAAAAGGAGCACAGACAGGUCGAAACCUCCUGAAGAAAAAAUCUGAUGCCCUAACUCUUCGAUUUCGACAGAUCCUAAAGAAGAUCAUAGAGACUAAAAUGUUGAUGGGUGAAGUGAUGAGAGAAGCUGCCUUUUCACUUGCUGAGGCCAAGUUCACAGCAGGGGACUUCAGCACCACAGUUAUCCAAAAUGUGAAUAAAGCCCAAGUGAAGAUUCGAGCAAAGAAAGAUAAUGUAGCAGGUGUUACCUUGCCAAUAUUUGAACAUUACCAUGAAGGAACUGACAGUUAUGAACUGACUGGUUUAGCCAGAGGUGGGGAACAACUGGCUAAAUUAAAGAGGAACUAUGCCAAAGCAGUGGAGCUACUGGUGGAACUCGCCUCGCUGCAGACUUCCUUUGUUACUUUGGAUGAAGCUAUUAAGAUAACCAACAGGCGUGUAAAUGCCAUUGAACAUGUCAUCAUUCCCAGGAUUGAACGCACCCUUGCUUAUAUCAUUGCAGAGCUGGAUGAGAGAGAGCGAGAAGAAUUCUAUAGGUUAAAGAAAAUACAGGAGAAGAAAAAGAUUCUCAAGGAAAAAACUGAGAGGGAAUUGGAGAAACGGAAGGUAGCUGGAGAGGUGACGGAGCCUGCCAAUCUUCUGGCUGAAGAGAAGGAUGAGGAUCUUCUGUUUGAGUAAUCUUGCCUGCUCUGGUUCUUCUUGCCUGCUCUCGUUCUGUUCUUUCAGAAGUCCUGACGUGACAUCAUUUUAGUUCAGUGUGUAGGUUUGGUUCGUGUGGUUGUUUAUUUUUUGGUCUAAUUUCACUGGUUGUAAAACUUCUCUGGAUGUCCAUUUAUGGGUUACUUUUGCAGAAUCCUAAUUUACCAACCAUUGAUCACAGAUGAGAUUUAGAGAACCUGCCUAGGAAAUUGUAGAAUUUAUUCUGCAGAAGUGUCACCCUACCCCAAUUAUAAAUGGUUACAAGUGAUCGGCUUACCAAGCAUAUUAGGAAAUUCCCCUUAGGAACCACAGUGGUCUCAGGCCAAUACAAGGAGGCCAGCUACUGUAGGAACAACCCUCCAUUCCUACCCACCCACACCCCUGGCGCUGCUGUCUGACAUAGCUGCAGCCAUCCUGUGUUUCUGUGGUACUUCUCCAGCUCUAGGAAAGCCUUCCCUUAAUUUACCUUGCAUGACAGGUCUCUGUUUGUUCUCUCUGUCAUGGAACAGUUGUGCCAAUUUGCAUGUGACUGUGGUAUAAACAGUAAAAUGAUUAAAAAGAAAUUAAGGAAACAGAACUUAAUAUCUGUGCCGGUAGGGAGUAUUCCUCUAUGGUGAAGAAUAAGUUAAAAGAUGUGUGUGUUUCACCCAGAGGUUCCAAUGGACUGACUUCUGGCACAAAUGUAAAGACAGGAUGGUCGUUAGAUAUGCUGAAACCUUAAAUGGCAGAGGAUAUAAAUAAAGCAAAAAAA
Molecule: messenger RNA, 1664 nt
Organism: Myotis lucifugus (little brown bat)
Lineage: Eukaryota; Metazoa; Chordata; Mammalia; Chiroptera; Vespertilionidae
Gene: ATP6V1D
Product: ATPase H+ transporting V1 subunit D
Exons: 9
Coding region: 149-892 (247 amino acids)
Cellular component (GO): proton-transporting V-type ATPase complex
Molecular function (GO): proton-transporting ATPase activity, rotational mechanism
Source: RefSeq, a predicted model, not a curated record